UUACGUGUUGGACAACGUGUAUAUCUGCGUGCUGAUGCAUAUACUUUUCUACGUGGCUCUGUGGUACGCCACCACGGUGAUUAAGAAAAUGGAAAAGUCGAACAAGGAGAUGUUAAAGAUUAUGGAGCAGAAUAGAACGAAAUUGGACGACAUAGGGGCGUUGAAGGAUAAGAAAACAGAGUACGACAAGGUCGUGGUUAAAGUGAAAGAAACGCAAAAAUUAACAUCGAACGAGCUGGAAGACGAAAUGCGAAAAUUGAGCACGGAGUUGAUCAACGCCGCGGACAAGCUGUCAGAGUUGGAGAAGAUCGUUGAGAAAUUGAUUUUCAGUACAAGUCCAGCGGGAAAUCGUGCGAGAGUUCUGCGGGCGACGUCGCUGACCGAGAAAACGAGCACGCGGGCAAGAGUCUUACGGGCUCGCUCGAGAAUCUCAAGAUACUCGAACCGUCAUUUCCACCGCCCAUGCCUCCGGAACCUCCGCCCAGGAAAUAUGGGAUCUUUGUCACUCGACCUCCUGGCCAACGUCGUCCCGCAAUUGCAGCUGCGUCUACACCACCAAAAAUCGGAUUCAAGUAACUAUGCUUCUGUCGAGGCUUCCUCGGAAUCAGCAAUUUAUCAACAAACGGAAAAAUUGAUCUGGAGUGGUGGAGAUCGCCGACACAAUGAAAGAAAAAGGAAACGAUACGAUAAAUUUUGGAACAAUGCCACUUCGUCGCGAUUGAAUGUGAAGAAAUUGAACAGUGAAACUCUGAAAAACGUGACGCCCCUUACUAAAUCUUUGUUGGGUCUCGUCACUAUUUUCACGAAGGAGAAAUUUUAAAUUUCUGUCGAAACGUCAAAUUUGUGUCAAAUUCGUAUUU
Molecule: messenger RNA, 860 nt
Organism: Apis dorsata (giant honeybee)
Lineage: Eukaryota; Metazoa; Arthropoda; Insecta; Hymenoptera; Apidae
Exons: 8
Coding region: 35-820 (261 amino acids)
Source: RefSeq, a predicted model, not a curated record